UUUGUUUAAUUUAGGUACUUUGUACUUUUAUUUAUUCCUAAUCAUAAUUCAUCAAUUUAUUAGAUUAUUUUAUUUGACUAAUAACUUUCGUGACGUAGUUCAACUUUCGGUGUGUUAUUCUGAUGACAAUCGCGCGAUAAUUUCCUCUUUCAAGUGAACAUUCCGCGUUUAUGUGCUCUCCAUGAUUGGUGUUUCUUCAAGUUACAAAAACGACAGUAAUAUCAAGGUAAAGUUGAAGAAUAUGAAACGACGCGAACGCAGCUCUAGCCGAGACAGCUCUCGGUAUCGCAGGAAGCGAAAUCGUUCCAGUUAUGGCCGAUACGAGGACAGCUCGGACGAACGUACUUCACCGGAUAGAAUUCGACGCCACAGCCGGGUACGAUCACCUACCAGUCCUCAUUCUAGAUACGGCUACGAAAAAGGCGCACGAGAAGAACACGGUGCUUCUAGAGACGGUGAAAAGGCUCAUCCGUCGUACAAAGUACUGUGUGUUAGCGCUCUACACACCAAAGCCAGCGACGACGUUAUAAAAGACUCCUUGUACACCGAGUACAAGAAAUUCGGCGACUUGAGCGUACGUAUUUCUCACGAUUUAGACGAACGAGUAGCCUACGUGUGUUUUCGUAACAGCGAAGAUGCUAAAGAUGCCAAACACGCUAAACCUCGGGUCGUUAUUUACGAUAAAGUAGCUUUAGUCGAACCUGUUUACGAAAGUCGAAGCUCGGUUGAACGUCAUAGACAUCGUAGUCGUCCCAGAUCGCGGAGCUAUUCGCCCGAAUAUGACAGAUACUAUCGCCGUUCGCCUUUACCCGAUCCGUACAGAGCGGAAAGAUUCUACGAUCGUUUACCUUACGCUCCGAUACCGAUGAUACGAGAUUUUAGGCGCGAUUUACCUCCUGUGCCGCAUCCGGAAUUUCUGCCCAGACCGCCUCUUCAUCCAGCUCUUCCGGUUCCGCCUCAUUUACCGCCGGCUCCUCCUCAUCUAUAUGUACCCGGACCUCGUCCAUUUAUACCGUUCAAACCGCCUCACGCUCAUUUCAUGGAUAAACUCGAGAAAAAAGACAAGUUCCCGAACUAUCUUCAGCAUAUACCGCCCGAAGACGAUCCUUUAGCUACGCGUACUCUGUUCGCUGGUAAUUUAGAGCUGAGUAUAUCGGAGGAAGAACUCAGACGUAUAUUUAGCCGAUACGGUGUCGUCGAAGAUGUAGAUAUCAAAAGACCUAUGCCCGGUACCGGUAACGCUUACGCUUUCGUCCGCUACAAGAAUUUAGAUAUGGCUCAUCGCGCCAAAGUCGAGCUUUCCGGCCAAUACAUCGGUAAAUUCCAGUGUAAAAUCGGAUACGGUAAAGCCACGCCUACUACUCGGAUUUGGGUCGGUGGCCUAGGCCCUUGGACGUCGACUACUCAACUCGAAAGAGAAUUCGAUAGAUUCGGAGCGAUCAAGAAGAUCGACUACGAUAAAACGGAAAACAGCGCCUAUAUUUUAUACGACUCGAUCGACGCAGCCACCGCAGCCGUGAAAGAAAUGCGCGGAUUUCCUCUAGGCGGUAGCGAACAUAAGCUCAGAGUGGAUUUCGCCGAUAUCGGAUCACGCCAGCCGAGACCUCCUCCUCCGCCUUCUUCAUACGAUGACGUCGCUACCGGCGCCGGAGAUUACAGAGUCGGAGCCUCAGGAGCCGACGAACCUCCACCGUACGUGCCUUACGAACCGUUAUGGAACACCGAUUACGAAUACGACAGCAGGCCACCUGGUAUUCCACCCGGUGUCACGUUAUGGAGCGAACGUGGUAAAAACGACAAAGAGUCGUACAGCAGUCGCACCCUUAGCAGUCCCAACGACUACUCCAAGGACGAAGAUUGGGGUAAAGAAGCCGCAGAUCGAGAUUACGACGGUCAUAAGUAUAAACGAGUUCGAUCAUCUUGCAAUAACAGCGAAAGCGACUCUGAUAGCCGUUUCAACGGAGCUCUGGCUACGGCUGCGUCUUUAGCUGAUAUCACACGUUGCACUACUAACGCUUGGCAAGGAGCCCUGAUCCUGAAAAGCUCCCUGUUCCCGGCCAAGUUUCAUAUCACCGACGGCGACGGUAACAUAAUCAACGUUCUGAUGAAAAGUGACGAAAGCAAACACCUGCUAAGAAUAUCGCAGAGAUUACGCUUAGAUACGGCCAAAUUGGAAGACGUUUCGAAGCGUAUCGUUUCAUCUCCUGGUUACGGGAUUUUUGUCGGACUACCCGGCCCUUCGUCUAGUAUAUUUUUCGACGAAACGACCGCUCAAUGCAGACCGCUGAGAAAUCUCAUAUCGUAUUUGAAACAGAAGGAGGCUGCCGGCGUCAUAUCUUUGUUCAAUAAAGAUACCGAAGCCAAGGGAGUACUGUACGCUUUUCCGCCAUGUCAGUAUUCGGCCGAUUUGCUCAAACGUACUGCGCAUGGCAUGUCAGCCGAAAGCAUGAAGGAAGAUCACCUCAUGAUCGUCGUCGUGAAAAAUGACGCCGCCUAGACUGAUCCAAUUUGCGCUGUGUACUUUGCGUAGUCUGCCUAUUUUUCUUACAAUACGAAAUAGUAAUGUGAUUGAUUUUUUAUCAUCCGAAGAAUAUUGUGCCCGCGCUGCGCGAUUGCGAUUAACUUGACCGGUUUUGUUUUGAUAUUUUUGUGAUGAUCGUGAACAGUACCGCAAAUCUACAUUAUGGACGGAUUCAUUAUAAUACUUUUAUCUUAUUUUCAUGUUAAAAUAAGAUUUUAUCGUGAUUUUUUUUCAUUUUUUUUUUUAAUGCAAUAGUACGUAUUAUGGUGAAAGUGUUUAAUAUAAAUGCAAAGUGUGUGUUUGUGUGCGAUGUUUUCAAUGCAUUUUACUAUUUUUUUUUCUCGCUGUGUAAUUGCGCGAUAUAUUAUUCACUCUAUUUAUUUCUUAACAAACUGGUUUUUGUUUCGAAAAAUGCAAUAAAACUGGUAAUUUUAUUUAUUCAUUUUAUUUUUUCAUAUUUUAAAGUCGACGCUUUUUAUGUUGUGGUUACUCAUUUUCGCUAACGUAAUAUUAUUUAUUUAAUAUGAAAACGUAUUGUAAAUAUAUUGUGAACGGUCGUUCGUUUAAUAGUUUAAAUUUUUUUGUUUUACGCGGAUUGGUUUGUGAAAUUUUUUAGAGUUUUAAAAAAAGAGUUUAACUUGAUAGUAUAACGUAAUUUUUGAAGAAGUGAGAAAUACGAGUACGUGGUGUGUAUUUGUUUAUGUAGUUUUAUUCGUAAUGGCGUUUUAUUGAACUGCUUAUAUAUUAUAUUGAUCAAUAAUAUACGUUUUGAGUUUUUAA
Planococcus citri (citrus mealybug) is the source of this 3301-nucleotide messenger RNA. Its product is annotated as RNA-binding protein spenito-like. Gene Ontology annotation, cellular component: nucleus. Gene Ontology annotation, molecular function: mRNA binding. Lineage: Eukaryota; Metazoa; Arthropoda; Insecta; Hemiptera; Pseudococcidae. Gene Ontology annotation, biological process: regulation of alternative mRNA splicing, via spliceosome. The transcript has 2 exons. Bases 182 to 2497 code for a protein of 771 amino acids. The record is from RefSeq and is a predicted model, not a curated record.